This is a messenger RNA of Sipha flava (yellow sugarcane aphid), 2823 nucleotides long. RefSeq lists its product as uncharacterized. The record is from RefSeq and is a predicted model, not a curated record. Gene Ontology annotation, biological process: regulation of transcription by RNA polymerase II. The transcript is spliced from 5 exons. The coding region runs from base 620 to 2791 and encodes 723 amino acids. Gene Ontology annotation, molecular function: sequence-specific DNA binding; DNA-binding transcription factor activity, RNA polymerase II-specific. Gene Ontology annotation, cellular component: nucleus. Lineage: Eukaryota; Metazoa; Arthropoda; Insecta; Hemiptera; Aphididae.
GCGAACCCGCUCGACCGUUCACUGUCGCCGCGUCACCGUUCGCCCUCGCACUACCGUCUCUCGUUCGACGCCGUGCCCUACGUCGCGCGUCCCUCUCACUCGUGUCUCCCCGUUUCUCUAUCACCGGCUAUCGGGUUCGUCUAUCCCCAUCCCCAUCCCUGCCGUCCAUCGCUCGCACGCCGGCACCGGUUCGCAACAAUCCACACGCGGCCGCGGACGAACGCAUGCGGGGCCGCCGCCGGUGCGCGUGAACGCAGCAGUAGCCGCGCGCGCCAUGUCGCACGGACGCCAAACGACGACCACGACGACAGCGACGAAGACGGCGACGAUCGACGCGAUCGGCUCGCACGCCACUGCCACCGCGACUAGCUGAUGUCCCGACGCUAAGCCGCGGAGCCCUUGCCGCCCCAGCUACCGUCUCCUGCUCCUCCGAACCCGUUUCGCGGGCCACGCGCACGCGCGUCCGACGAUGGAUUUUGUAAAGUCGAGCUGGUUCACCGUCGUUCCCAUUGCCGCCGCUGAAGCCGUCGACGUCGACACUGAUCGCGCUACAGUUGCUGCCUCGCCGAAAACUCGGACCCGAACGCACUGCAAACGGAAAGCGUAGUUGACUAAUAGAAUGGAAGUUUUACAAACAGAACAACAUAAUGAAGGUAAACCUCAUAUCAUAAAAAUUAAUAAUGGUAGCACCCCAAGUACAAAUAUGACCGACGUUGACCAAGUUAAUAACGCAAAGGAGCCUGUAAUUUUAAAUACCAUACCUAAUAUCCUAGAUGCUCCAAAAUCAUCAACAGAAGAUUCUGAAACUAUAGUUCAAAAUGUAUUAAUUAAUAUGAAAUCUGAUGUAUUAUGCUCAACCAAUUCAGAAAAUAAAACCAACAUGGAUUGUAAUGUAAAAUCUUAUGAUAGCAAUGAUAAAAAUCUAUGCUUAAGUUUAUCUACAUCAAAUUCUAAUUUUAAUCCUUCUGAAACUCUAGUUUUUUCAAGUACUGAAACAACUUAUUCGGAUGUAAAUAAUGUUUUUACUACUAAAAAAAAAGGGUUUUCAAUUGAAGAAAUUAGUAAAGAUGAAGUAUCUCAAAAUAGCCAAAGUAUGUCAUCCUAUUCAAAUGAUUAUACUUGUUUUUUAAGUGAGCAAACAGAUGCUAUAAGCAAUUUAACCCCUUUUAAAAGAAGCAAUAGCUAUUAUUUCGAUUCUCCAGUAAAGAAGUUAUGUUCUACCAAGCUAGAUAGCGAGGAAAAACCUAAUAAAUUACCUAAUGCUACAUUAUUUUCAAGUGAAAAUAAUAGUAAAAUAUAUACUGGAUUCACUAGCAUUCAAAAUGAUUUAGAAGUAGAUUGUAUUCAAGACCGAUACGAUGGUAGUGAUUCUGGAUUUGGAUCAGAAUUAGCUGAAGACAAGAACUGCAAUAAUUUGGAUGUAUCAAUAGCAGCAUCAAAUUCAUCAUAUAAAAAUGAUUUUGCAUUGAACCAAGAAUCCAGUUUUGAAGAUUUACAAAGAACAUCAAAUGAAUUUUUAUCUGCAAUGGAAGUACUAAAGCCUAAGUUCUCAGAUUCAGUUGUCGAUUCAGUUCCAAUAGAAGUUAAGGAUAAUUAUGUUUUUGUUAAAGGCAUUUUGAAACGAAAUAAACCUAUCAAUUAUGGUGUCUUAGCGUCUGAUAUAGUUUCAACAGAAAAGAAACGUAAAAAUAUAAAUUUCACAAAUGUUACAGUUUUCUAUUUUCCUCGUGUUCAAGGAUUUACUUGUGUUCCAUCACAGGGUGGUUCUACUCUUGGAAUGACUAGAGUUCAUAGUGCUUCACGAGUUUUUUCACUUCCUGAAUAUAUUGCUGAACAGCGUAGGAUACGUCGAAAUUUGAUUCAGCUGAGUCAGUCUGAGGUGUCCGGUACAAAUAGUGAUGAUAGUGAUAGUGAUGUAGGAACAGCAGAUGUUUAUUCUGAAUCUGAAGCUGAUUUGGAUUCAGAUAGCAACGGAAGUUUUUUACAGCCUGUACCUACCCGACAAAGACGUGCUUUAUUAAAAGCAGCUGGUGUUGAAAAAAUUGAUCCUUCAGAAAAAGAUGAUUGCAAAAGCAUAAGGCUAUCAAGAGAAUUUUGUGGCUGUUUGUGUCGUGGUUUUUGUGAUCCUGAUACUUGUGCUUGUUUUCAAGCAGGAAUAACAUGUCAAGUUGACAGAAUGAAUUUUCCAUGUGGAUGUACAGUAGAUGGUUGUGGAAAUUCUGUUGGUCGGAUAGAAUUUAAUCCGACAAGGGUUCGAAAACACUUUAUUCAUACUAUAAUGAGACUUGAAAUUAAAAAAAGAGAAGCACAAGAAGAGGAGCAGUGUAACAAACUAGCAAUGACAUCCCCACUUCUAUCUAAUUUUUCUUAUCAUGAUUCUAGACAUAUACAACCAUAUUAUCAACCACAGCAUUAUGAACACAGUCUAAAUGAUUAUAACUAUCAUUCAUUUUUGCCUGUUUAUGAUGGCCAGCAUUUUGCUCCUGAAACUAAUACAUUGAAUAACUAUCAUUUAAACAAUUCACACACUUUGUAUGAACCAUACCAAUCAUUUCCAUCUGCGUUUGUGCCUUUAUCUCAAGACAGACCUAGAGGAAUGUCUAUUUUAGAUAACAAACCUGAAUCUUUUACGGAGCUAUUGCAGCCAUACAGUUUACAUGGUACUGAGAAUACCAAUUCACUUGGUAUUUCUAAUAUCCCAAGUACAUCUGAUAAAGAUAGUUUCAAUUUAGAAACUGAAAAUUUAGGAGAAAUUAUUAAAAACACUAUAGUUGAAAGUGUUAAUUCAUAAUAUUCCCAACCUACCAUAAAAACAAAUGUUCU